Fonsecaea pedrosoi CBS 271.37 is the source of this 1089-nucleotide messenger RNA. RefSeq lists its product as uncharacterized. Bases 1 to 1089 code for a protein of 362 amino acids. Gene Ontology annotation, molecular function: 2-oxoglutarate-dependent dioxygenase activity. Gene Ontology annotation, cellular component: cytoplasm. Lineage: Eukaryota; Fungi; Ascomycota; Eurotiomycetes; Chaetothyriales; Herpotrichiellaceae. The transcript is spliced from 3 exons. The record is from RefSeq and is a predicted model, not a curated record.
AUGGGCUCCCUUGGCGAGAGUUAUUCGAACGGUCAUUCGACCGCGUACAGCAACGGCGAUGGGCAGGGUCCCCGAAAGCCGCUCAAACAGAGUGGAUUGCUGAACGAGAAAUUUGAAUCGGAAGACCUGACGCCAAUUAUUGGUCGAGAGUUCCUGAACGUCAACAUUGUGGAUGACUUGAUUCAGUCCGCGGACGCGGAUACACUCUUGAGAGAUCUUGCCAUCACAAUCAGCGAGCGUGGAGUCGUCUUCUUCCGCAAACAGGACAACUUGACGGACGAUCUGCAAAAGAAGUUCUGCCAACGCCUCGGAGAGUUGACCGGCAAGCCAUCUUCUUCGACGCUCCACAUCCAUCCCGUCCUCAACGGAACCAGCGAGUUCGGACAUGAUUUGGAGAUCAGCAACAUCUCAUCUAUAUCCCGCAAGAAACUCUUCGAUGCUGGCGAUAUCAAGAACAAACGCAAGUACGACGCUGCCCAAUGGCAUAGCGACAUCCAAUUCGAGCCAGCGCCCGCGGACUAUACGAGUUUGAGACUAACCCAGCUGCCCAAGACGGGCGGGGAUACCCUCUGGGCCAGUGGUUACGAGAUAUACGAUCGCAUGAGCCGACCGUGGCAAAAAUUCCUCGAAGGGCUGACGGCAAAAUUUGUCGGGGACGGGUUCAUCAGAGCCGAGCAGCAAGGGAGGGCGACGUUGUAUGAUAAACCGCGAGGAUCGCCGUUGAACGUGGGCAAGCAUUUGAGCGCUGAGCAUCCUGUGGUGAGGACAAAUCCGGUCACCGGGUGGAAGAGCGUUUAUGCGAUCGGGACGUUUCCCAAGUCGUUCAGCGACCUGAAUGCCGAGGAGACGGAGGAGCUGUCCAAGAAAUUGCAUGGGAUGAUCGUGAACAACCACGACCUGCAAGUGAGAUUCAAGUGGAGGAACGAAAAUGACAUUGCGAUCUGGGAUAACCGAAGCGUCUUCCACUGCGCCACGUUUGAUUACGAUGGCCUAGGCGAGCGUUUUGGACACCGUGCUGUGGGCAUCGGCGAGGCUCCGUACCUGGAUCCGAAUAGUCAGUCGAGGACCGAGGCUCUUGCCUCAUUGUAG